Messenger RNA from Culex quinquefasciatus (southern house mosquito), 666 nucleotides. RefSeq lists its product as uncharacterized. The record is from RefSeq and is a predicted model, not a curated record. Bases 107 to 640 code for a protein of 177 amino acids. The transcript is spliced from 2 exons. Lineage: Eukaryota; Metazoa; Arthropoda; Insecta; Diptera; Culicidae.
CACAAAUUCGUUGGCCUAUAAAAACGGUAGGAUUGUUUCAAAAAAGUCACAGUCGUCUUGCAGCUCAUCAAGUACCGAACCAACAAUAAGUCAACCAACUGUAACAAUGAAGGUCUUCAUCGCACUCCUGUUCACGACGCUGGCCGUCGCAUCGCAGGCAUCCUAUCUGCCAUCGGCUUGGCCGUACGCCAAUGGCUUGAACUCCUGGAACAACUGGAACGGACAUGUCGGCUAUCCAUAUGCCAGUGGUCUGUCCGCAGGUUGGCCAGCGGCCUCUGUCUACGGAGGUCUGUACGGAGGACACAAGACCGUAGUCCAAGCCAACCUGGGCCAUAACGCCUACCCAUAUGCUGGAGCCUGGUCCGGUGCCGGAUGGCCAGCGACUUCCGCCUACGGUGGUCUGUAUGGAGGACUGUACGGAGGACACAAGACCGUUGUGCAGGCCAACCUUGGACAUGAGGCCGCUUAUCCGUGGGGACAGCCAUGGGGAACCUACGGAGCUGGAGUGUAUGGUGCUAGCUGGGGACAUCACGGACUUGCCCAGACUGUUGUGCCAGUGUCGAAGCAGAUUGCGGCCACUCCAGGAUCGGUCCAUGUUGCCCCAGUCCCAGUUGGUGGCGAGAAGGUCGUUGUGGUUUAAUGUAGAAAAUUAAGAAUACAAAUCAA